AUGGCUGCUGAAUGCCUCACCAAGAUCUCCAAUGCCCGAGGAACCGAGCAGCGUACAGCAAAUCAGCAGUUGUCGCCCCUCCUAAAACUGAAUGAGGAGACAACACACUUGCCAGAGAGCUUAGAGGAAGAGGAUCUGCCGUCUUUUGAUGUACCUGGGUGCAUAGUAAAUGGGAGGAACCGCUGCCUGGAGGUCCCCGCUGCUGGCAUACGAGAUUACUUACGAGCUUUGGCCGGAUGCCUCAGUGUGGCGGUGAUCGACCUACCGGAGGCGCAAGUCACUGUUGGCCUAUUCAAGCAAGGCAUGGUGUCUCGUGUAAGGAUAGACAUGGGCCCUCUAGCGACUUUCGCCUCAAAGUGUGAUAACCAAUUGCUUCCUAUUUCCUUCCAUCAACAUGAGAAAUCCAACUCUUUAUUACCUAGAGGACAGCUCAACACUGACAACGCUUGUGAUGCGGAGAAUACCGGGGGGCAUCACGACCCGGGAUACGCCUGUGGAUCCACUGGAGGAUCGGCUUGCAAGGGUUUGGACAUUCCUCCGUCCUCGGCUCUUCGAGGGACCGAGCUGUUCACCGGCGAGUACAAUUGCAACCCGAGAAUUUACGCGCGGAGACCUUUUGCCUGCCAUGCAGGAGAUAUCAGCGGCAAGCUGGGGACUGGCGUCAACGUUUCUCCCGACCUCUCAAGGCCUGACUUCAGACUUAUGGCUUUAGACACCCAUGCGGACAACACUUGUAUUGCUUCAGAGAGCAAGCACUCGUUGGUGCUGCACUGCCACUCCACGAAUUUUCGCAUCGCCUGUGCCCCUUUCCAACGCGUAGAGACAGCGGGAAACCGUCUCCCUAACCUUUUGUGGGAGAUCAUCAGAACGGCAUCCUCAGCUGCACCUCACUUACGCAACCAAAAUGCCCUUCUGGCAGCCCUGAUCUGCGUGAAUGAGGUCGAGCAGAGGAUACUGCUUUUAGAAAAGGCCGCAAAAAUAAGGAAUUGGGAUAGGACUCCAGUAAGAGAGCCGGAUCACCCAGUUUCCAUUGGAUGA
This is a messenger RNA of Cyclospora cayetanensis, 1038 nucleotides long. RefSeq lists its product as uncharacterized. Gene Ontology annotation, biological process: superoxide metabolic process. The record is from RefSeq and is a predicted model, not a curated record. The coding region runs from base 1 to 1038 and encodes 345 amino acids. NCBI's taxonomy places the organism in Eukaryota, Apicomplexa, Conoidasida, Eucoccidiorida, Eimeriidae. The transcript has 4 exons. Gene Ontology annotation, molecular function: metal ion binding.